CAGUAGAAAGAGCACCCGCCAUGGCUCUUUGCGGCCAGUGACGAUGGCGAGGAGGAAGUUCUUGUCCGCCUUGUUGCAUUUUUCGAAUCACCCAAGAACCGCACACGUUUGGCAUCUGUAAGCGGGUCUUGAAUCGUGACUGUGGAUAGUCCGCGGAUUGUUGGCCCUUUUCUGGGCCCCCGUCAGACAGCAAUGAGCUGGCCAACAGCUGUGCCACUCAAGUAGGAAAGCAUCGCGCCGCCCUGCAAACUCCCGCCCAGCCUCGCCAGCCCUGCGGUUCCUGGACGUCGCUGCCUGCACGCGACCAAGUCUGCCCUGCCUUGCCUGUUCUGCCGCCGUUUCCUUUCCGUCGACGUCGACGUGGCUCCCACCUACCUCACCUCGAGCAUUUCAAUUUCGUGCACACUAGUAUUAUCGCCGUCUCCCGUCUUCCGCGUCCGAAACCAUCGCCGUUGUCGAAUCGUGCCAAAUCGUCUCUCCACAAUGUCCACCGAUCUCCGUCAGCGCGUGGCGCUCAAGGCGGCGGUCGACCCUCCCGCACCCGAAGUGCUCGCCGGAGCGUCUCUUCAGAGCCCGACCACAGCCGCCCGCGACCCCCACCCGUCCGGUAAAGGAGAGAACAGCCGUCUGACCCAGGUGUUCCGAGGCCUGUCGUUCGCAGUAUACUUUUUAACAUGCUGCAUUGCAAUCCACACCACCCAGCUUAUCGGCGCACCGCUGUACUGGAUUAACCAUGACCUCUACUACGCCUACAUGUCUCUUACAAAACAGUCGUUCGGAGUAACGAUCACAACCAUGACAAAGUGGUGGGGACCGACAACUAUACGGAUCAGCGGGGAUGCCUCAGUCGCGGGCCAGAUUCGGAAGACAAAGGACGGGCUGGUCGAGUUUACGUUUCCGGAGCGCAUGAUCAUGAUUGCGAAUCACCAGAUAUAUACAGAUUGGUUAUACCUGUGGUGGGUUGGCUACGCCAACACGCCAGGGAUGCAUGGGUAUCUGUACAUCAUCCUGAAGGAAUCGCUAAAAUACAUCCCUAUUAUGGGGGCCGGAAUGAUGUUCUACGGGUUCAUCUUCAUGUCCAGAAAGAUGGCCGUCGACCAGCCCCGGAUGGCACACCGCCUGAGCAAGCUCAAGAUGCAAAAUACAACGCCAGAGGGACAGAAAUAUCUCAACCCCAUGUGGUUGCUCCUGUUCCCAGAAGGCACAAACGCUUCCCAAAAUGGGCGGAACAAGUCUGCAAAGUGGGCCGAGAAGAUCGGGGUCAAGGAUCCAGAGCACCUUCUGCUGCCACGAAGCACCGGUAUCUACUUUUGCCUCACUGAGCUCAAGGGCACCGUCGAUUGGGUUUACGACUGCACGGUGGCAUAUGAGGGCAUCCCUCGGGGCGAGUUUGGGGAGGACUACUUCACUCUCUCUGGUACCUACUUCCGUGGCCAGCCGCCAAAGUCGGUCAACUUUUACUGGCGGCGGUUCCGGGUAGCGGACAUACCCCUGGAGACGCAGGAGCAGUUCGACCUAUGGCUCCGGGAUCGGUGGUACGAGAAGGAUGCUCUUAUGGAGCAGUACCUCUCUACCGGCCGCUUCCCCCCGAGCCCUUCGGACACCGUCACCAAGGACCGCCAGGGGUUCAUCGAGACCGAGGUGCGCACCCGGCAUCGGUUCGAGUUUCUCCAGGUCUUUGCAGUGCUUGGCAUGGUCGGGCUUCUCUUCAACAUCGCGUCAAAGACAUGGACCCGGCUCUUCCAGGCUUUGCACUGAGCUAUGCAUCAAGCGGAGACUUUGGACAAUGCCCUCCGUACCGUUCGGCUGAUGUUUCCAUCUCGGCGGAUGUAAUAUAGAGUCGUAUGAGAAACGACAAUUCGGAUCAUGACGAACACGAGUGGCGGCUGGAUAUGGUAUUUUGGAUUUGCUUUCUAUGUCGAUCUGGACGGGAUUGGUGGAUACGAGCAGCGGUCGGGGGGGGAAGAUUUGAACAGGGGCUCCCCAAACUGUUAUCGAAGCAUCUGGAACUAGAUUCCAAUAUGGUUUUUUUUUUUUUUUUUUU
Molecule: messenger RNA, 2044 nt
Organism: Lasiosphaeria miniovina
Lineage: Eukaryota; Fungi; Ascomycota; Sordariomycetes; Sordariales; Lasiosphaeriaceae
Product: acyltransferase-domain-containing protein
Exons: 4
Coding region: 484-1758 (424 amino acids)
Biological process (GO): phosphatidylinositol acyl-chain remodeling
Cellular component (GO): endomembrane system; endoplasmic reticulum
Molecular function (GO): acyltransferase activity
Source: RefSeq, a predicted model, not a curated record